Molecule: messenger RNA, 3740 nt
Organism: Malania oleifera
Lineage: Eukaryota; Viridiplantae; Streptophyta; Magnoliopsida; Santalales; Ximeniaceae
Product: glycine--tRNA ligase, chloroplastic/mitochondrial 2
Exons: 36
Coding region: 181-3375 (1064 amino acids)
Biological process (GO): arginyl-tRNA aminoacylation; glycyl-tRNA aminoacylation
Cellular component (GO): chloroplast stroma; cytoplasm; mitochondrion
Molecular function (GO): arginine-tRNA ligase activity; ATP binding; glycine-tRNA ligase activity
Source: RefSeq, a predicted model, not a curated record
GGUCGAAGUCAAAGCUGUUUGGGUGCCCGCACUAACCGGCAUUAUGCUCCGGAGGAGAAUUGAACUAGAACUUGCGUUGCGUCCCUCCAUUUUGAAAUAGUAGUCCGAGGAGUCUUCGUACGGAUAGACCCAAGGCUCCCAACAGGCUAAGGUUGGUUCUGUGCUCUUCGGAACUCAGCCAUGGCAAUGCUCGUUCUUCCCUUGGCCGUCCAUGUCCUCAAAUCCCACGCUUCUCACCUCUUCUUCCUCCCGCGAAACCCUAGUUCCCUCUGCAGAUCGGUCAGCCGCCUCCAUUCGCGCCUUUUCUUCUCCAGAACGACCAUCUCCGCCAUAGCUACUUCCUCUACUGCAGAAAAUGUUUAUGCAGACCAUGCUUCCGUCCUUACGUUUCAGCAAGCCAUUCAGCGUCUCCAGGAAUAUUGGGCUUCUGUUGGAUGUUCUGUGAUGCAAUGCAGCAACACAGAGGUUGGAGCUGGGACCAUGAACCCUCUGACAUUCUUAAGGGUUCUUGGUCCAGAACCGUGGAACGUUGCGUAUGUGGAGCCAAGUAUCAGGCCAGAUGACAGUCGGUAUGGGGAAAACCCAAAUAGGCUUCAACGCCACACUCAAUUCCAGGUAAUACUGAAGCCGGAUCCUGGAAAUGCACAAGACCUCUUUAUUAGAAGCCUAUCAGCUCUAGGUAUUGAUGUAAAAGAACAUGACAUACGCUUUGUGGAGGACAACUGGGAAAGCCCUGUACUUGGUGCUUGGGGAUUAGGCUGGGAAAUCUGGAUGGAUGGGAUGGAGAUCACACAAUUCACCUAUUUCCAGCAGGCUGGAAGUCUUCAAUUGCUACCAGUAUCUGUUGAAAUCACUUACGGUCUUGAGCGUAUCCUCAUGUUGCUUCAGGGCGUUGAUCAUUUCAAGAAAAUUCAAUAUGCCAAAGGAAUUACAUAUGGAGAACUGUUCUUGGAGAAUGAGAAGGAAAUGAGUGCAUAUUAUCUAGAACAUGCUAGUGUUCUUCAUAUUCAAAAGCACUUUGAUUUUUUUGAGGAAGAGGCUCGCUCAUUACUUGCUUCAGGCCUUGCUAUCCCUGCGUAUGACCAGCUUUUAAAGACAUCUCAUGCUUUUAAUAUCUUAGAUUCUAGAGGCUUUGUUGGGGUAACUGAACGUGCUCGCUAUUUUGGUCGGAUGCGUAGUUUAGCUCGUCAAUGUGCACAACUUUGGUUAACAACUAGGGAAUCACUUGGAUAUCCACUGGGCAUUGUAUCUGAACCUGAUCAUGUUAGUUCCCCCAAAGAGGUCUUGGAAGUGGCAGUCAAAAAGGUGGGUGAGGUUCCGAGAUUGUUUGUUCUUGAAAUUGGGACAGAGGAGGUGCCGCCUCAAGAUGUAGUUAAUGCAAGCCAACAACUUAAAAAUUUAAUAAUGCUGUCGCUAAAAAAACAAAGAUUGAAACAUGGUGAAGUUUUCGCAUUCGGCACACCUCGCAGAUUAGUGGUUUGUGUUGAAAAUCUUUGCACUAAGCAAGCUGGGAAUGAAGUUGAUGUUCGAGGACCUCCAGUUUCUAAGGCAUUUGAUUCUGAAGGGAAUCCUACUAAGGCUGCUGAGGGUUUUUGCCGCAGAUACUGUGUACCUCUGGAAUCCUUAUAUAAAAAGGCUGAUGGGAAAACGGAGUAUGUUUAUGUUCGUGUAAAGGAGUCUGCUCAACUUUCUGUUGAGGUUCUUUCCAAUGAUUUGCCUGGUACAAUAGCUAAAUUAUCAUUUCCAAAGUCAAUGCGUUGGAACUCUCAGGUCAUGUUUAGCAGACCGAUUCGUUGGAUUUUGGCCCUUCACGGGGAUGCAGUUGUGCCAUUUUCGUUUGCUGGAGUUUUGAGUGGUAAUCUGUCUCAUGGGCUUCGCAAUACUCCUUCAGCUAAUGUACUGAUUCGAAAUGCAGAAUCUUAUGUAGACUUUAUGAGGACUGCUGGAGUAUUAGUUGAAAUUGAGGAACGUAAGAAAACAAUUAUACAGCAUAUCAAUGCAUUAGCAAAAGGUGUUAAUGGACAUGUUAUUCUCCAGGGCAGCCUACUGGAUGAGGUGGUAAAUCUUGUUGAGGCACCUGUUCCGGUACUUGGGAAGUUUAAAGACUCCUUCUUAGAGCUUCCAAAGGAUUUAUUAAUUAUGGUUAUGCAGAAGCACCAGAAGUAUUUUGCCUUGACUGAUGAUAAUGGAAGGCUAUUGCCAUAUUUCAUUGCUGUUGCAAAUGGAACGAUCAAUGAAAUGGUGGUAAGGAAAGGAAAUGAAGCAGUCCUAAGAGCUCGCUAUGAAGACGCAAAGUUUUUCUAUGAGAUGGACACAAGUAAAAAGUUUUCGGAAUUUCGAAAUCAACUGAAAGGAAUUCUUUUUCACGAGAAACUGGGAACAAUGCUGGACAAGAUGCUGCGCAUCCGGAAUAUGGUUACACAACUAAGCUUGGACAUAGGAACUAAUGAAGAUAAGCUCCAAAUUGUCCAGGAUGCUGCAUCACUGGCUAUGUCAGAUCUUGCUACAGCUGUGGUCACUGAAUUUACUUCCCUAUCAGGAAUAAUGGCACGCCAUUACGCUCUCAAGGAUGGCUACUCAGAGGAGAUUGCUGAGGCCUUGUUCGAGAUCACACUUCCAAGAUAUUCUGGUGAUGUACUUCCUGAAACUGAUGCAGGGAUUGUCUUGGCAAUUGCUGACAGAUUAGAUAGCCUUGUUGGCUUAUUCAGUGCUGGUUGUCAGUCAAGUUCUACAAAUGACCCAUUUGGUCUACGAAGAAUCUCUUAUGGUCUUGUCCAGUUAUUGGUGGAGAAAGCUACAAAUUUGAAUUUAAGACGUGCAUUGGAUCUUGCUGCUGAUGUCCAACCUGUUGAAGUAGAUGACGGUAUAAUUGAAGAUGUACACCAGUUUGUAACAAGGAGAUUGGAGCAAUUUCUUGUUGAUAGGGGAAUAAGUCCAGAAGUGGUCCGUUCCAUCCUUAUGGAGCGUGCAGACUGGCCUUCUUUGGCAACAAAAUCAGCGUAUAAAAUGGAAGCCUUGUCAAGAGGUGAUCUUCUACCAAAGGUUAUUGAAGCAUAUUCUCGUCCAACAAGAAUUGUUCGGGGAAAGGAUAUGGAUACUGAAUUGGAGGUGGAAGAGGCUGUAUUUGAGACAAAUGAAGAGAGAGUUUUAUGGAGGACUUUCUUAUCGGUGAAAAAUACUAUUCAUCCUGGAAUUGAGGUUGAUGACUUUGUUGAAACAUCUUCACAACUACUCCAACCACUUGACGAUUUCUUUAAUCGUGUUUUCGUAAUGGUGGAAGACGAAAGAAUUAGAAAGAACAGACUAGCACUCCUCAAGAAAAUUUCAGAUCUUCCAAGAGGGAUUGCAGAUCUCUCAGUUUUGCCAGGAUUUUGAGUUUUAACAUCUGCUUAUUAUUCCAGGGAAUUGUAUUUAUUCUAGGAAAGAAAUGGAAAAAGGGUGUGGGCAACCUAUUCUGAGGGAUCAUCACAUAGGCUAGUGAAAUAGCAAUAUUAUUUGUCUAGAUGAGGCCUGUAAAAAUUUUGUAGCGGUUGUUGUCAAGCAUAUAAUUUAUUUGUAACAUUUUUUUAGCCACUGAUACAUUUGAUCCAAUAAUUUGCUUAGUAAAAAUUGUUAUUGUACCAAAAGGAUAUAGGAAUGCUUUGAUAUUUCUUUAAAUAGAAAUGCAAUGAAGUGCACACCCAAAGAAUGUUUAAGAUCAUGGUUUUGAAGUUUGAUGAAUUUAUGAAGAAUUUAUGAAA